Messenger RNA from Didymella exigua CBS 183.55, 615 nucleotides. RefSeq lists its product as uncharacterized. The record is from RefSeq and is a predicted model, not a curated record. Bases 1 to 615 code for a protein of 204 amino acids. Lineage: Eukaryota; Fungi; Ascomycota; Dothideomycetes; Pleosporales; Didymellaceae. The transcript is spliced from 3 exons.
AUGACUGGACAACGCUUUGCCCGUGCCGCUGCAAAGGCGCCUGUCAAGUACACUUCGGGCUCAGAGGACUCAGACUUCAGUGAUAAGAAACGAAAGAGGUCGACCAAAAUUACAGCCAAAGCCACUCGUACAAAGGGCACAAAGCGACCACAGUUGCCUGAUAAAGAGGCUGGGAAGACGCCCAAGCGCCGCAAGAGGUCUCCUGAAACGCUCGCGGCUGAACACAAAGAGAAAAGUAGGAUUCAAGAGGGAAAGGCUGCCAAACAGCAGGUGAAGCAGCUAUGGGAGGACUGGCUGUCAAAGAAUGAUGUAUCUGGCAAAUUGCUCGAUGACGAACCUGAGCGCGAUGAUACUGUCACGCAGACCGAUGCGCAUAAGCAGUACGACUAUGGCGGUCAGACCAAGCUGUUUCUGGCUGCAGAAGUAAAGAAGGUGGCAGUCCGGAAGUAUGGCUUGCUCACAGGCUCCAUGGAGGAGUCCGAAAUCUUGGAGAGAGGUGGAGAGCUCUGGGACGAAUGGAAGGAGAAACACAAGGACGACGCACAAGCAACUCCCAAUAAGCAAAACAAGGAAGCAACAGCCAAGGACACACCGAAGGCAAAGACGCCCAAAUAG